AUGAUACUCAUGGAAAACCAGACAUUUUAUACAGACUUUUAUAUUGUAGUGUUUUCAACUACCGGUGGGAAGCAAAUUCUUUUGUUUUUCCUAUUUGGGAUUUUAUACUUGGUCUGUGUUCUAUGGAACAUGAUAAUAGUUAUUAUGAUCUACUUUGAUCACCAUUUACACAUUCCCAUGUAUUUUCUUCUGUGCAACUUGUCAUUCAUUGAUGCGUUGUACAGCUCGGUGACACUGCCAAAACUAAUGGAGAUAUUACUCUCUGGCAACAAUAGAGUUUCAUUCACUGCCUGCUUUGCUCAGUUGUUCUUCUUUUCAUCCAUGAUUUCUACAGAAAUCUUCUUGCUAACUGCAAUGGCAUUUGAUCGUUAUGUUGCUAUCUGUAACCCUUUACAUUAUACCAUGCUUAUGAAGAAGAGAAACUGUAUCAUACUUAUAGCAAGCAGUUGGGCUGCUGGUUAUUCAAAUUCACUCUUUGGCACAAUAUUUUCAUCAUAUCUAUCCUUCUGUGGCUCUAACACCAUUAAUCAGCUAUUUUGUGACAUCAAGGUUCUUAUGAAGAUUUCUUGCGGUGAGACUGAGCGAUUCCAAGCUUUGAUAUUCGUUGAAGCUAUUACAUUGGGCCUAUGUCCAUUCUUAGUUAUCAUAAUGUCCUAUGGAAAAAUAUUAUCUAACAUUCUAAAGAUUAACACGACAAAGAAAAGAAAUAAAACAUUCUCGACCUGCUCAUCUCAUCUCACAGUCCUUUUCUUGUUUUAUGGCACUGUCAUCUGUAUGUAUAUGAGGCCACCAUCAGCAAACUCGGAGAACUUGGACCACAUCUUGUCGGUGUUCUAUUUAGUAGUGACUCCCACGUUAAAUCCUUUCAUAUACAGCAUGCGGAACAAAGAGAUAAAAAAUGCUUCUGUGAAGAUGUUAACAUGCAAAAGAACACUAAAAUGUAUCCAUACUUCAUGA
Messenger RNA from Pelobates fuscus (common spadefoot toad), 957 nucleotides. Its product is annotated as olfactory receptor 1496-like. The coding region runs from base 1 to 957 and encodes 318 amino acids. NCBI's taxonomy places the organism in Eukaryota, Metazoa, Chordata, Amphibia, Anura, Pelobatidae. Gene Ontology annotation, biological process: G protein-coupled receptor signaling pathway. Gene Ontology annotation, cellular component: membrane. The transcript has a single exon. Gene Ontology annotation, molecular function: G protein-coupled receptor activity; olfactory receptor activity; odorant binding. The record is from RefSeq and is a predicted model, not a curated record.